AUGGCCUCUCCCGAAGAUGCGGUCCAAUACAGAAAAGAGGGCCGUGUUGCCAUCAUCACCCUGAACCUACCAAAGAAACUCAAUGCUUUGAACCAACCCCUCUAUUAUCGCAUCUCCUGUCUACUAAGAGAUAUCGCGGAGGACCCAACGGUGUCCGUGACAGUCAUCACUGGCGAGGGCCGCUUCUUCUCUGCUGGAGCUGAUGUUACAACAACCAGACCCGGCGCUGAUUCUGCUGGUGGUAAAGAUGGAGCAAGAAAUGAUAUUUUGAAAGGAUUCGUUGCGAACAACCUUGAUAUUACUCGGUCAUUCUACACACACCCCAAAAUAUUGGUCGGAGCACUCAACGGCCCCACUGUUGGCUUGUCUGCCGCGCUGUUGGGCUUCUGCGAUUUCAUAUACGCAACUCCUCACACAUUCUUGUUGACUCCCUUCUCCUCCCUUGGUCUCGUUGCCGAGGGCGGUGCUUCCAUUGGGUUGGUUCAACGUCUUGGGUUGGCCAAGGCUAAUGAAGCAUUGAUCAUGUCUCGCCGAAUCACCAUCGAUGAACUCGUCGCAACUGGAUUCGUCAACAAGGUGUUCAGUGGCAAAGACAAGAACGACAGCGCAGGUUUCUUGAAACAAGUGUUGGCCGAAAUCGAUGACAAGCUAGGGGACCAUCUAAACCAGGACAGCUUGCUUGGCAUCAAGAAAUUAAUUAGAGCACCAUAUUUAGAAACCUUGGAGGCUCAGGGUGUUAGAGAGGUGAUGGCAGGGAUGCAGCGGUUCGUCACUGGCGCUCCUCAAGAAGAAUUCAGGAAGAUCGCCAGUGGUGCAAAGAAACAUAAGUUGUAA
Molecule: messenger RNA, 834 nt
Organism: Exophiala aquamarina CBS 119918
Lineage: Eukaryota; Fungi; Ascomycota; Eurotiomycetes; Chaetothyriales; Herpotrichiellaceae
Product: enoyl-CoA hydratase
Exons: 1
Coding region: 1-834 (277 amino acids)
Biological process (GO): fatty acid beta-oxidation
Cellular component (GO): peroxisomal matrix
Source: RefSeq, a predicted model, not a curated record